This is a messenger RNA of Lichtheimia ornata, 2367 nucleotides long. Its product is annotated as ribonucleoside-diphosphate reductase, alpha subunit. Gene Ontology annotation, biological process: deoxyribonucleotide biosynthetic process; DNA replication. The coding region runs from base 1 to 2367 and encodes 788 amino acids. Gene Ontology annotation, cellular component: ribonucleoside-diphosphate reductase complex. NCBI's taxonomy places the organism in Eukaryota, Fungi, Mucoromycota, Mucoromycetes, Mucorales, Lichtheimiaceae. The transcript has 12 exons. Gene Ontology annotation, molecular function: ATP binding; ribonucleoside-diphosphate reductase activity, thioredoxin disulfide as acceptor. The record is from RefSeq and is a predicted model, not a curated record.
AUGUUUGUUAUCAAACGCGACGGCCGUCAAGAGCGUGUCCUCUUUGACAAGAUCACCUCUCGCAUCAACAAGCUAUGCAACAACUUGAAUGCCAACUACAUUGACCCUCCCAAGAUUGCACAAAAGGUGGUUACUGGCAUGUACCAGGGUAUUACCACUGUCGAAUUGGACAACCUUGCUGCCGAGACUGCCGCCUAUAUGACAACCACACAUCCUGACUAUGCAAUCCUUGCUGCUCGUAUUGCCGUAUCCAAUCUUCACAAGGAAACCGAUGAGAAGUUCAGCAAGGUGGUCAGCACAUUGUAUGAGCACGUCCAUCCCAAGCUCAAGUGUCACAAUCCUUUGGUGUCCAAGGAACUCUACGAGAUCAGCCAAAAGCAUGCCGACAGGAUCGAUAGCGCCAUUGAUUACGAGCGUGAUUAUGAUUUCAACUUUUUCGGUUUCAAGACGCUCGAGCGAAGCUACUUGAUGAAGAUUGAUGGCCAUUUGGUUGAACGUCCUCAACACUUGAUCAUGCGUGUGGCUCUCGGCAUCCACGGUGAGGAUAUUGAUGCAGCUUUGGAAACAUACGAAUACAUGUCCUGCAAGUACUUUACGCACGCCACGCCAACUCUUUUCAACGCCGGCACACCUCGUCCUCAAUUAUCCAGCUGUUACCUUGUCCAAAUGAGAGAUGAUAGCAUCGAAGGCAUUUAUGAUACCCUGAUGACAUGUGCUCGCAUUUCCAAAUCAGCCGGUGGCGUUGGUUGCAGCUUCCAAAAGAUUCGUGCCUCUGGCUCCUACAUUGCUGGUACCAAUGGUACAUCCAACGGCAUUGUUCCCAUGUUGCGUGUAUAUAAUGAUACCGCCCGUUUUGUCACUCAAGGUGGUGGCAAACGCAAUGGCAGUUUUGCCAUGUACCUUGAACCAUGGCAUGUGGAUGUCUUUGACUUUUUGGAUUUACGCAAGAACCAUGGCAAAGAAGAAGUCCGUGCUCGUGAUCUUUUCCUUGGCUUGUGGGUGUCUGAUUUAUUCAUGAAACGUGUGGAAGCCAAUGCUGAAUGGUCACUAUUUUGUCCCAAUGAAGCCCCUGGUCUUGAUCAAUGCUAUGGCGAAGAGUUUGAAGCUCUUUAUCUCAAAUAUGAACAAGAAGGCAAAGCUCGCCGCUCCGUGAGUGCUCAAAAGUUGUGGUUUGCCAUCCUUGAUGCUCAAAUUGAGACUGGUAUGCCUUACAUGCUCUACAAAGAUGCAUGCAAUCAAAAAUCCAACCAAAAGAACUUGGGCACUAUCACCGGUUCCAACUUGUGCACUGAAAUCAUUGAAUACUCUGCUCCUGAUGAAGUUGCUGUUUGCAAUUUGGCAUCCCUUGCUUUGCCUAAAUUUGUAUCAGAUGGAGCAUUUGACUUUGACAAGUUACACAAGGUGACCAAGGUUGUGGCCAAGAAUUUGAAUCGAGUCAUUGAUGUCAAUUAUUAUCCUGUGGAGGAAGCAAAGAACAGCAACAUGAGACAUAGACCUAUUGGUCUUGGUGUACAAGGUCUUGCUGAUGCUUUCUUGCUGUUACGCCUGCCAUUCGAUUCAGAGGAAGCUCGUCAAUUGAACAAGGAUAUCUUUGAGACCAUCUACCAUGCUGCUUUGGAGGCCUCUUGUGAACUUGCUGAAAAGUUUGGCACCUACCAGACCUAUGAAGGCUCCCCUAUCAGCAAAGGCAUCUUACAACAUGACAUGUGGGGUGUACAAGGCUCAGAUCGUUUGGAUUGGGAUGGAUUACGUGCCAAGAUUGCCAAGCACGGUGUUCGCAACUCCCUUCUCGUAGCACCCAUGCCUACUGCCAGCACCAGCCAAAUCCUUGGCAACAAUGAAUGCUUCGAACCUUAUACUAGCAACAUUUACACUCGUCGUGUAAUGAGCGGAGAAUUCCAAGUCGUGAACCACCAUUUGUUGAAGGAUCUUAUUGAUCGUGGCAUGUGGAAUGAGCAAGUCAAAAAUAUGAUCAUUGCACACAAUGGCAGUAUCCAGAAUGUGCCUGGUAUUCCUGAUGAUCUCAAGAGGCUUUACAAGACUGUAUGGGAAUUGUCUCAACGUGUCAUUAUUGAUAUGGCUGCCGAUCGUGCUGCAUUCAUUGACCAAUCUCAAUCCAUGAACCUCUUCGUGGCCGAACCAACCUAUGGCAAACUCUCCUCCAUGCACUUUUAUUCUUGGAAACGUGGUCUGAAGACUGGCAUGUACUAUUUGCGAUCACGACCUGCAGUGGAUGCCAUCAAGUUCACUGUGGAUCAGCUUGCACUAAAAGACCCUGCAGACAAAAAGGAACAAGACGAAGCCAACUUGGCUGCUAUGCAAUGUUCACUUGACAACAGAGAUGCAUGCAUUAGCUGCAGCGGUUAA